GUUUCAGGAGGCACUGGUGACAGUGGAGCAUAAUACUCAGGGGCCAUGCACAGCACCUGCUUUUAAUGCAGCAGUGAUCUCGAUGGCAUCAGCCUCUGCCUUCCCUCGGCAUUCAAGCAGCAAAUCAAGCCUCUUGGAAAACGAAGAAAGAAAAUGGAUGAUGCAGUGCAUAGCCCCAAGCAACGUUGGUGUUAAGAAGGAAGAAAUAUCACCUUACUCCCUGCUCAAAGUAAGAAUCAUAAAGUUGAGAAAUGCUCAUCAGGCAGAUUUUUUAAGCCAACCUGAUUGCUACGUGAGCCUCUGGUUGCCAACUGCUUCAGAUGAAAAAUUCCACACCAAAACCAUCAAAAACUGCAGAAAUCCAGUGUGGAAUGAAACUUUCUACUUCCGGAUACAGAAACAAGUCAAGAAUAUUCUGGAAAUUACUGUUUGUGAUGAUGACAUCAUUCAUGAUGAUGACCAUGCAAUUGUGCUUUUUGAUGUAGCUAAGAUCCCCCUUGGGGAAAGAGUGUUUACGACAUUCCCACUAAAUCCACAGAGGAGGGAGGAGCUGGAAGUUGAGUUUGUAUUGGAGAGAAUCUGGGGUCCUGCUGAAACCAUCAUCACAAAUGGGGCGAUAGUGUGUCGUGAAGUAGCCUGCUUGGAAGUUCACAUGAACAGCAGGAAGAAAAACAAGCAUUUUUUGGAGAAUGAGCUAACAUUUACAGUGAGAGGAUCCUUUGAAGAAACCCAGAGAGUUUCAGUGGGCUGUGACUCCUGCUCCCCUCUCCCAGAUCCCACUUUCUUCCACUAUGCCAAAUACAAGCAACCGUCCUUGGAUGUUGCCCUCACAAAGAAGAGGAGGCUUCCCACCUUUUGUGCUUGUGUGUCAUGUGGAGCAAGGAGAAGCAUCCCCCUGACCUUCCCUCUGAAGUCGCUCCCCUCCGAGCAAGAAGUAGUUGGCGAGAACAGAAAAUUUGAUUUGCACUUUAAGGUGAAAAAAUGCCAGGAAGACCUAGACAUACGCCUGGGGUUCGACCUGUGUGCCCAGGAACAGGAUUUCAUUCGCAAGAGGAAGAAGGUGGUUGCAGCCGCUCUGAAGGACAUUCUCCAGCUGGAGGAGGACUUGCAGGAGGACGAGGUACCUGUGGUGGCAAUCAUGACAACGGGUGGUGGAACCAGAGCUCUGACAGCUAUGUACGCUCACCUUCUCAGUGUACAGGAACUGAAUGUCUUGGAUUGUGUCUCAUACAUCACUGGUUUAUCUGGCACAACAUGGACCAUGUCAAACUUGUAUGAAGAUCCUGACUGGUCCCAAAAGGAUCUUAAGGAAACACUCAAUGAUGCCCGAAAACAUGUGCUCAAAAAUAAGUUCUUUACUUGUUUUGCCCCCAAUCGUCUGAAAUACUACUUGAAAGAGUUGUGCCGGAGAGAACAGGAAGGGCAUCAGAUAUGUUUUACAGAUCUAUGGGGACUCAUCAUUGAAACCAUGUUACAUGAAAAGGAGGACUCCCAUAAGCUCACAGAUCAGCAGCAGGCAUUAAAUCAGGGUCAGAAUCCCCUGCCCAUCUACCUCUCUCUCAACGUGAAGGACAAAAUCAGUGACCAGGAUUUUAGAGAAUGGGUGGAAUUCACCCCUUACGAGGUAGGAUUCCCGAAAUAUGGCACCUUCAUCCGUGCAGAAGAUUUUGGUAGUGAGUUCUUCAUGGGUCGCCUGAUGAAGAAAAUCCCGGAAUCCAGAAUCUGCUUUUUGGAAGGGAUCUGGAGUAGUGUAUUUUCCUUGAAUCUGAUGGAUGCUUGGUAUAUAUCUGUUAAUUCAGAAGAUUUCUGGCACAAAUGGACCCGAGACAAAAUUGCUGACAUAGAUGAUGAAACCCUAUUCCCUGCAAGACCAAAUGAGCUGGAUACUCGAGUGGUUUGUCCCACUGACAGCUUUUCAGACAUUUUCCGAGAUGUUGCCAUGUUACGCCCAGCAGCUUCAGAAAUCCAUAACUUCUUGAAGGGCCUCCAGAUGAACAACAGCUACCUAGAGAGCGAGUUUUCCAAAUGGAAAGACUGCGAGCUUGACACUCAGCCCAACCACCUGACAGUGGCAACAGAUUACCUCAUCCUGAUCGACACGGCAUUUGCCUUUGCUACCAGUUACCCACCCCUUAUGAGGCCAGAAAGGAAAGUGGAUGUCAUUUUGCAUUUCAACUACAGCUCAGGUUCCCAGACAGGGCCCCUGAAAGAAGCCUCUAAAUACUUUGCAAAACAGGGAAUUCCUUUCCCUACAAAGGUGCCAGAUGAUCAGGAAACUCCGCAUCUAAAGGAAUGCUACAUUGUUGGUGACAAGGAGAGCCCAGAAACGCCUAUUGUGAUAUUUUUCCCUCUAGUAAAUGACACCUUCCGGUACUACAAAGCACCUGGUGUGAAACGCAGUCUCUCAGAGAUGGCAGAGGGUGAUGUUGAUGUUGCCAACAGCUGUGGUCCAUAUUACAUAAACAAUCUGAGUUAUUCAGAGGAAGAUUUUGACAAACUGGUGAACCUGAGUUACUACAAUGUCCAGAACAAUAAAGAUUUGAUUCUUCAGGCCUUGUAUACUGCUGUGGAGCGGAAAAAGCAGCAUAAGAAAGAGCAACCAUUGCGAAAACCAUCCAGUGGGGUUGGUGUGUGUGUGCCUGAUAGCGAGAGAGCCCACCAUUUGGUUGACUGCUCAGCACCAGGGAAUAUGAAAUAAAAUAACUAUGAAUCCUGUUAAUGAAGAAAAAAAAAAAGGAAUCUGAUUAAGAAGUGAAGAAAAGCUAAAGAAUGCUAAGAAUAGCACUUUGUUUGUCAUUGAAAAUGCUACAGCCUGUCUGUCAGUGAAGGGAAUAAACACAAAAAACAGAGUUCUUCCUUAAUGAAUUAAUGUGCUUCCCUCGUUGACAACCUCGGGAGUGUGGCUAAGUGAGGCUGUGCUCCACUCGUGCCUGCAGAAAUGACUUUUCAGGCCAAGGCCGAAAUGCAUGGAGAAGGAAGUGUGAAGAUAUUUAUGGUGUGUUUGUGCUCUACCUGUGCUAUAAGAAGAGAGGGUUGUCAGUCCAGAAAUGCAGCAGAACACAAAAUCCAUUGUCUCUAAAACAAAAUCAAGAAGCUUAGUUAUGAAAUAAGGAGUCUUUAUGUGAAUGUAAAUAAAUAUUAAACUUUGUAUAAUAAAACACUUUUUUGGAGUCAUUACAGCAAAUAAACAUUUUUCACAGCAAAUACAUGUUAAAGCUAUUUCUUUUAGGUGCUUCAUCCUCUACUAGCAAGGCAAUUAAAGACAACAUCCAGGUUUAUUUCAUAAGUACUGAACAAUAAUUGAAGAAGAAAUUAUGCCUGCUCCAGACCUAGAUGUGAACUGCCCCAGGAUCCUGGGUCCCCUUGAGUUUAGUAUUACAUUUAAGAGCCAUCUCUACAAGGACUAACUCAUGCUAAUUUAUUUUAUUAAGCUGGAUUUAAAUGCUACUGAUAUAUACCAAAGGUUUAAAGCCUUAAAGUUUUUGAGAAUGUUACAUCUGACAAGACACAAGAAACGCAGACAGACCAGAUCUAAAAUUGUAUACCUAAUAUCACUCACCCAAAAGUGAUUUUUAAACUUGGUGUAGAAUAUUACAACUGAAGUUAACAGAACGUUAAUUUUCAACCUCCUGGUGCUUUGGUCGUGACAUUCAUAUGGCUCCUUUCAAGCAAGCGGUCUGUCUUUUUGACAGAUGGAAUUCCAGAUCUCUAUUUAUUCUUUUUCUAUGUUAACUUGUAUUCAGUGCUAUUGAUUUAUUUAUUAGAUGUCUUGUACCUACCAGCCCAUUUUUUCUUAUAGGCCUCCCCCCUCCUCAGAUCUGCUGUAGUGUCUUUUGUCAAGAGAUCCUGUUAUUGUGGGCCAAAAAUGGAAGCCUUACAAAUCCCUUUGCCCUCAAGGCUGAGGGUCCCCUCCUAGGUGGUGCACAGAAACAUAAUCCUUCGGUUUCCCAGUUUGGCCAGUGAACACUUACCUGUGGUGCACACUACAGGAGCCCAUACAGCUCCCGUGCGGGCUGUACGCCCCACAGAAACGAGAGCGCAAAGACGGCAGUCGUGUUGACGCAUGCCGGAUCUCAUCGCAAUAUGGGACGGGGUCUAACCAGAGGGCACAGCCAGACCUGGGAAUUUGGAAGGACGCCCAGGUUCCCAUAUACAGUUAGAGCUUUAUUGUCUGAAGGGCAAAAAUUAUCCCACUGACAGCAGGAAGUCAAAAGACAAGCAGAACGAGGUGUGUGAGUGCAAACGCUUCCCUGCCCUUCCUGCAGCUUGCCAGCAGCCACGAAGGGGUCACAGAGAACAAUGAAUGCUUUACCCCAUUUCAAAAAGCAUACAGUGGAACAGAAAUAAUUAUUCGGUAUCUCUGAGUUCCUUCUUCUCAACAAGAAUACAGAGGAAAAUGCCAGGGCUGAUCAAAGAGGUGGAAGAGCUUCCACACAAGGGGUGGAUAAGGAGUCUGCAACCUAGAAAAAGGACAACAGGAGCAAAAGGCAGAAAAGAGAGAGACCUAUGAAAUCUGGAGUGCCCUGUGGGAGAUGAACAGGGAGUGACUGUGCACCUCUUCUAACACAAGACUUGGAUCAGACAAAACUAGCAAGCGGCAGGUUCAAAGUUAACAAAGUAAGGUAGUUCUGCACACAACAUACAAGUGAGUUACAGGCCUCUUUCACCCCAGAUGUUGUUGCUGAUAAACGUUUAUGAGUUCAGAAAAACUGAUGGAUGCAUUCACUGGAAAUAUUUUAAGGGCUAAAAAAUACAAAGGCUUCACAUCUUCCUCAGCCCUGCACUGAAUCAUCAAAUCCCAGAGGCUGGGCGGACAGUCUGAGACAAUACUGUACCUGCUCUCUUUCUGUGAUGUUUUCCAGUCACUAAAUACUGGGCACAUCAAGGACAAGUGGGAAAGAGGUCUCACCCCCAUUGGCAGUGCUUAGGUUUUCCACAGCUCAGAUAUUUUUGCAGACAAUAAAUGAUUAGGAGUAGUCAGAACUCCUAAAGAUGUGGUGAUACAACACUCGUUUAAAAGAAAAUUCUUAAGUAACAUGGAGAAGAUGUAAGUAACUGCAGGGAUAAUUUGAUCACCUAUGGAUUAACCUACAGGGAAAAAUCACAAAAAUGAGAGGAAUACAAUACUAAUCUAUAUAAAGGGGAUUUUAAAAAAUGAGGAAGCCAGUCACCAAGACCCUACACGAAAUGGUAUAAAAUCUUCAGACUCAGCAUGGAAGUUGCAACAAGAGAGUUGCAAAACACGUGUACAGCCCUAAAUAACAUGCAAAGCAAAGAACCAAGAAAAUGCAGAGUGGUUAAAUGCUCAGGACUAAGAAUGAUUAAAGCCCUUUGAGGAACAGCAUGGGGAGGGGGGAGAAAGGGCACUGCUAAACCUGCUGACGUAGAGAAAAGGUAAUAGUCAAGAUGGAAAUUAGGAGGAAGAAAGGUACAUAGCUAAAAAUAUGAAUCAGUAGGUGUGCUGGACCAGCAAAAAGGGAUUUAAAUGAUUUAAAUGAUAAGGAUGCUGCAAAGGAGCCAUGGCCAUAAAUACGGAACAUGAAAG
Molecule: messenger RNA, 5545 nt
Organism: Tyto alba (common barn owl)
Lineage: Eukaryota; Metazoa; Chordata; Aves; Strigiformes; Tytonidae
Product: cytosolic phospholipase A2 epsilon
Exons: 21
Coding region: 83-2698 (871 amino acids)
Biological process (GO): glycerophospholipid catabolic process
Cellular component (GO): cytosol
Molecular function (GO): calcium ion binding; calcium-dependent phospholipid binding
Source: RefSeq, a predicted model, not a curated record